Molecule: messenger RNA, 2178 nt
Organism: Sesamum indicum (sesame)
Lineage: Eukaryota; Viridiplantae; Streptophyta; Magnoliopsida; Lamiales; Pedaliaceae
Source: RefSeq, a predicted model, not a curated record
AAAAGUUUUGAACUUAUUGUGAUUGCAAGCCAAAUUUCUAUUAUUUGAGCAACAUGGUCGCAUUGCUGAGGCUGAGAAGUGAGGGAAUGACGUGAAAAACCAAGAUGCUUAGUCAUUUGUUUUUUUCUCCCUCAUGCAAUUUUGCUUUUGUGCAAAUUGAUAAAGAAACAAAAGCAAGGAAAUCAUGUCGCCGCAGCAUCAUGAUCUAGUCAUGUUAACGAGUAAAGUUGAUGGACCACUGCCAGCAUUUACACAAAUCUGGCAUGAAGUUUUUGCUUACAUUUCCUUCUGUCGUUUUGGUGCUCAAAAGACUUCCUUUUUGUUCGUCUUUCCGCCCGUAUGCUAGCUGACUUUGAUGUAACAAUCAUUAACUCCCACCACCUUAUACAUCAGUGAAGUUUGUAUUUUUUUCUCACUUCAACAUAAGAUUUAUUUUCUUAGAGCACUUUUUCCGUCUAUAACAGAACACAAACUUAGCAGCACGAAAUCGUGCAUUUGUAGAUCUUAGCAUAGUGUACUGCAGCAAUCAAGAGGGCAUCUUGGCUGCACUAACACUCAGCAUUUCAUCUUAAGGAAUAUAUAUCAUAACAGAGGAAAAGGCAGUUAGGGUGGACUAUAGACGCUUACCAGGAAGUUCUUCAUUGAAUAUGGCUAUUUUUCCAGUAUAAAUGCAUUGCGGCUUCAGAGAUGAGAUUUUGUGGAGCCUCAAGUUGAUGGCCUGCUCACCAAUAACCAGUGACAAAAAGACGUUAAAGAGGUGGUUUUUCAUAGAUAAAAGAGUCGGAUAAAAGGGUGUUGAUUGCAAGUUCUGACACAACGCCAAUCAGUUCAUUGAAUUUAUACCCAAUUUUGUGGCAACGCUCGGUUAAGUUGUCUGCAUCCAAUGGACUUGAAGUCGACAAACGCGUCUCCAGUUCUCGCCGAUCCGGCCCCAAUAAACAAGUCGAGACUGGGGAUCCAUUCUAGCCUCUUGCCUUACUCACAAUCAGGGUCGUCAUUCUCGACUAGCAUCCUCACUAGGAAAAAGCCGGCAAAACUCGACGAUGUUCAGUCCAAUGGCUGGCUCGACGCGAUGCAAUCUUCCUCCCCACCACGGAAGAAGGCCCUCAAAGACAGCAACAACAUUGACAUUGUUUCUGAUGAAGCAGAAAUCACAUACCAGUCUUGGCUGGUUAGAUAUCCGUCCGCUCUCAACUCCUUCCAAAUGUUGAUGGAUCGUGCAAGGAAUAGGAAGUUAGUCAUGUUCUUAGAUUACGACGGAACGCUUUCCCCAAUUGUGGACGACCCCGAUCGAGCCUUUAUGUCGAGCGAAAUGCGCUCUGCUUUAAAUAGUGUAGCAAAACAUUUUCCAACAGCCAUCAUUAGUGGAAGAAGCCGUGAUAAGGUCUAUGAAUUGGUAGGACUAACAGAACUUUACUAUGCCGGCAGUCAUGGAAUGGACAUCAUGUUUCCCGCCAAAGAUAUGGUGUCCAAAAACCAUGUAAAUUGUGUCAAGUAUACUGACAGUGAGGGCAAGGAGGUGAAUCUCUUCCAGCCCGCUAGUGAAUUUUUGCCCGUGAUCAACGAGGUUUUCAGAAAACUUGAUGAGAUUGUCAGAGACAUCAAAGGUGCAAAGGUUGAGAACCAUAAAUUUUGCGUCUCUGUACAUUACCGUAACGUAGAUGAGAAUAGUUGGCCUGUAAUUGCACAAUUUGUUCAUGACAUUCUGAAGGAUUAUCCUCGAUUGCGCCUAACUCACGGGCGAAAGGUUUUGGAGGUCCGUCCCAAGAUCAAUUGGGACAAAGGAAAAGCCGUUGAAUUCCUUCUUGAAUCUCUAGGAUUUAGUAGCAGUGACGACGUGCUCCCCAUUUACAUCGGUGAUGACAGGACUGACGAAGAUGCAUUCAAGGUGUUGAGGGAGAGGAAUCGCGGUUAUGGAAUCCUAGUGUCAGCCGUCCCAAAGGAAAGCAACGCUUUCUUCUCAUUGAGGGAUACUUCUGAGGUCCAGGGAUUCCUCGAAUCCCUCGUGAGGAUGGCGCGAGACGGUGGAACGAUGAAGGAGAGGAGGCCAGAACCAUCUGGCUAUUAUACAGAUUAACUUGAUUUUAGGUGUAAUAUAGUUAAUUUCCCAAUUAAUGUGGCUGAUGAAUUGGCCCUAGUAGUUAUUUUAUUUUUAUUUUUAUCGGGCAUUUUGUAAUU